AUGGAUGUAACUCUACAAAGACACUGCGCUAAAUUUAUUUAUGUUAUACCAGAUGGAUUAAAGGAAUUAAUAAGCGAUAUUUCAAGAGAGGUUUUACGAAGUCAACCUGAAGAUAUCUAUAUGUUUGUUGCAGAUUAUUUAGAUGCUCUUUUAAUUACGAGAGAAAAUGCUAGAGUUGCUAUAAGACUUGUAAAUACCAUAACAGAAAUAGCAAUUACAACAUUAGAACUUUUAACAAAAACAGGAAUUGAUUAUGAUGAGGCGGAAAAAAUUGUCACUAUUAUGAAUACUGUUUUCAAAAGAUAUAUGGGGGUGGACCUAGACAAAUCUCCGCCUAUAAUGCAAAGUGAGGAUAUUGAAGAUGCAAAUGUUGUAACAGCAGUUUUCACUUUGGCGACUAUUCCGGAUGAUGUGGCUGAAGAAGCGGCCCAUAUAAUUCAAAAUGCAUUUAGAAAAUUUAAAGCUAGACGCGAGAUAGAAAAAAAGAUUUUGCAAGGCAUGGUGGACUGGAGGAUUGCCGCCAGAAGCGCCAUAUAUCUGUACCGAAAAACUGGCGUUACUAAAGAAGAAGCAGAUCGGGCAGCUACACUUAUUAAACCACAAAUAAAAGACAGUCAUAUCAGUGCAAACGACUUCUGCGAUAUUAGUUUUCAGUUUAAUUGGAGUAAUGAUCAAACUUGCAACGUUACAUCUGCUUUCCGUAAGCGUAGUGGCAAUCGACAUAUAAUUAGUUCAUUUAUUGAUAAAACUCUAAUGGAUAGAAGUCAUCAAGUUGAUUCUUUUUUUGAUGUAAAAGAAAUAACUUUCAUUAAUUUUAAAAAAGAAAAGGAAACAAAUGUGACUAAAACUGUAGUUUAUUGUUCAGAUGUUAUUGGUUUUUUAAAUUUUAUAAAAGAAAAAAGAAAUAUUUCUGAAACACAUAAAAGUUUGAGUAAACGGUGGAGGUACUUUUUUAAAAAUAUGCUUUGCACUGAAGUGAAAAGUCAAAGCAAAAGUCAAAGCAAACGUCCUAGAAUGGUCCAUGGUAGUAAUAUUAAAGACACGGGAGUCAACAAAUUAUUUAUUCUUGCCUUGGCUGCAAAUGUACAAGAAAACCAUAGCAACAUUUUUGUAUUAUGGACACUUUUAAAAAUUGAAAAAUGUUAUGAUACAAUCGCUGCAGACUUAAAGCUCCUAAACAUAUUGCUUGGUAUAGGCCCCCACUCAAGUAUGUACCCAUGUCUUUGGUGUACAGCAAACCAACAUGAACUUGAUAAAAUUAGUGCUUUAAGAACCUUCGAAAACUGCAAGACAAAUGAUUUAGAAUGGUAUAAGGCGGGUUCAAAUAAGAAAGAUGCAAAAGAAUAUUUUAGUUGUAUAAAUCCUGCAAUAGUUUCGGGAUCAGAAGAACAUGACAUUUUGACGCUACCUGAACUACAUUUGAUGUUAGGCGUAGUAAAUCACAUUGUGAGUCAUAUGAUAAAGGAAUGCAAUGAAGAUGCUUUAAAAUGGGUUAAAGCAUGCAAUGUUCAACUAGAUAAGCGGCAUGGAGGUGCAUCUUUUAAUGGCAAUGCUUGCAGAAAUUUAUUGAAAAAAAAAACAGAUAAUUUAUGA
Brassicogethes aeneus is the source of this 1593-nucleotide messenger RNA. Lineage: Eukaryota; Metazoa; Arthropoda; Insecta; Coleoptera; Nitidulidae. The record is from the annotation of a GenBank genome assembly.